Molecule: messenger RNA, 1112 nt
Organism: Astrephomene gubernaculifera
Lineage: Eukaryota; Viridiplantae; Chlorophyta; Chlorophyceae; Chlamydomonadales; Astrephomenaceae
Source: the annotation of a GenBank genome assembly
CUUUUUGAUACUGAUGGCAGCGGCACGAUUGACGCGAAGGAAUUGAAGGUGGCGAUGAGGGCGCUUGGCUUCGAACCAAAGAAAGAAGAGAUCAAGAAAAUGAUCUCGGACAUUGACAAGGACGGAUCGGGCACCAUCGACUUUGAAGAGUUUCUGAACCUCAUGACCGCCAAGAUGGGUGAGCGCGACUCGCGAGAGGAGAUCCUGAAGGCCUUCAAGCUCUUCGACGAUGAUGGCUCCGGAACCAUCACUUUCAAGGACCUGAAGAGGGUAGCCAAGGAGCUCGGGGAGAACCUCACGGACGAGGAGCUCCAAGAGAUGAUUGACGAGGCGGACCGGGACGGGGACGGGGAGGUGAACGAGGAGGAGUUCAUCCGCAUUAUGAAGAAGACGGCGCUAUUUUGAGGAGAGCAGGGUGAGCAGCCAUUGAGAGUUAUGACGGGGUGGUGCUUCCAGGUUGCAUGUUGUGGGGAUGUGGUUGGUUGGCGCAAUAAGGGGUCUGCUGGGCGCGGUUACUGGGGGGCGCGGUGACUUAUCAUACUAUUCCCAUUUUGUUAUACGUGACUCUGAAGACGUUGUAUGACGUGUUGUCGGGCGCAUUCGUGCGUUUUUAGUAAUAAGUGCAUGCUUUCGCCUGUGCAUGGGGGAAAAAAAGAAGACCAGACGUGUUGAGUGCCAAUGGCAGGCUAGGUGACAAGCCCUGGGGGAAUGAAUUCGAGUGAGCUGAGCCGAACAUGCGACGUCUGGGCUGCCAGCCAACCGAUCCAACUUACCACACAUGGAACAAUCUUACCUUUAGCUGGAGGGGGGCCCUGGAGGUUUACCCCGCACGUAGCACAGGCAGGGGUUGCUGCCUGGAGUCUUACAACGCUGGUGCAGCAGGCACGCACACUAGAAGGAACUGCAACAACUGAUGCAUGUCAUGGCGAGCGGAAUGGACGUUAUACUGUUACGUGCUUGCGCUGGCUGGCCGGCAUAAUUUGUCAAGCAAAUUUAUCAAAGCGACGUGUUUUGUGGAUGAGCUGCUACUUGUUGGUAUUUCCAAGCAGGGUAGUGGGGGUAGUGCUAUUACUAUACUCGUGACAUGGACGUCUAACUUAUGCAUGCGAUAG